This is a messenger RNA of Cuscuta campestris, 2278 nucleotides long. The record is from the annotation of a GenBank genome assembly. Lineage: Eukaryota; Viridiplantae; Streptophyta; Magnoliopsida; Solanales; Convolvulaceae.
CUCAGUCACUUCGAUCGAGAGAGGGAGCUAAAUAGAGAGAGAGAGAACAGACGAGGGUUUCCCGGUCGCAAAAACCCACCAUCGCUGGCGACCUCCGGCGAGUGGUGUCUCACGACCAAGGUCAUCCAAGAGAUGAGAGCGAGCGCUUCAACCCGACGUGCAUCACACGCCUAGAGGUUCAUCUCCCCAACCUCUCCAGCAUUGGUUUUUUUUAGAUCUAAUUUCUAGAUCGGGAAUCAGAGCAUUUGUUUUCUCCUUCGCCUGGUUCUAUUUUUGCCUGUCUGUGAAAACAACUACGGUCUACGGGUGACGCACGCGACGGGAAGAAGUGGACCACUGAACUGCAGCAGCAGCAGCGAAUGUAAGUAAAUCCCUUUGGGAGCUCUGGAUUUCGCUUCUCUCUGAUCUAUUUGCUUUCUAUUUUUCAGAUUUUGAGUUACAGUAGUUUGAUCAAGCUUGAAUUUGAGUUUCGAACUAGUUUGCUAGCAACCACGUUGUUGAUUUCAGUUCAUAAAUUUUGGUAUUUUCUGAUUUCAAAUUCUGAAACAUGCGUGUCAACGUUUUAGUUUCUAAAUUCUAGAAAAUUGAAAGUGUGAGCUAUUGAAAAGAACAAAAAAAGAAAGAAAAAAGAUCAAAUGUGAUAAUGGGCUAAAUUAGGGUGGAUUGAAAUAAGGCCUGGAAAAGUGGGUUACUGCCCCCCCAACCCAAAACAAAGCAUAACCCUAUGUUUGGGGUGUGCUGAGAAGCUUCAGUUCGGAAUGCUCUUUUGUUCUGCGCGCGCCACUUGGUUCUCACUUCUUCCGGUAUCAAUAUCAAUCUCCUACAAUGUUCUCAACAUUUUGAAAUCUAUAUCUUUUAAUGUUUAUGCAGAUCUUCCGGAUCCGUAUGACAGUGCGAUGAUAACUCUCUAUGAUCACGGAUCAAAGAUACACUCCAAUCUCCUAAAGGAGAUCAGUGUCUUUACGUCAUGUAAUGCAUCUUUAUUAAAGUAAUAGGGCUCGUAUAUCCCCCCGGGGGGGUUAAUCUAGCUAUAUGAGGUUGUUCGGUGUGGUGGAGUGUGUAAGAUUGGCAUGGUAUUUAUAGGUGCACAUCAAAGUCUUUUGUUAGAUAAAAAAUAUACCUCUUUCACUGAUUAAGAAUUGUUUUUAUGUGCAAAAAAUUCAAUGCUAACAUCUGGGUAUAUGUGGUGCAAAAUUACUGACUUUUUGGUUUCUUCCACUUGUAAUGGAUAACUAUGCUUCAUUCUAUUGACCAUGUUCAAUGCUUUAAGUUCGUAACAGAUGAACAUGUAUUCCACUAUGAAUUUGACACACGGAAAAAACAAUGUUCACACAAAUUCUUCUAUGUUCAAUGCUUUAAGUUCAGAGCAUGUAGUAUAUCAUUAUGUAUAUGGCCCCCAGAUGGGUACUAUAUUAUUUUGAAUUUUUUCCAUUGUAAUAGGUGCUUUCCCUUGCUGCGGAGGAUGUGAAUUUUUAAUUCACUAACAUUUUAUUACCCAAUUACAAUAUUUGUUAGGGUUUAUGUGAAAUGAACCAUAUCUUGGCGGGCCAUCAGGGUGAUCAACCAUCUUGUUGCAGCCAUGGUGGUCUGUCCUUGGAAUUCAGAUCCGAUCAUCUUUAAAGAUGGCUUAGAGAUGAUUCCUUGGAAGUAGGAAGAAAUUCAACUACGAAAAGGCUAUGAUGAAAGAUUUUCAGUAUUUUUGCUUAUUGGGGUCCUAAAAUUUGAUGAAAUGAUCUGUAUCUUGGCGGGGCUACCAUGGUGGUUUCGUCACCUUAUUUCUCUUUGGAAAAUACAAAUUUGAGCCUCUUUUAAGUAUAUUUUAUACUCCGUAUUUAAUUAAAAUUUAAAUCUAAUUUAAUAAUAUCUUUCACAAAGAGUACUCAUUAAAUAGUAAUAUUAGAUGUUGUGAACGUAGAGCAUUGAACAUAGAAGGAUUGCUUGAGUUUAGUAGCUUGGUGUUCUUGUGGAUUUUGAAAUUUUAGUAAAAAAAGAGUUUUAGGAAAAAAUUAAAAUGGGUGGUUUUUUGUGAACAUUGUCUUUUAUGUGUGUUCAGAUUAUAGUGGAAUACAUGCUCAUGUGUGUGCCUAGACUUGUUCAACGUGGGGUACCUUUAUUUUUUGGAAUGAAUAGAUGGAUUGCUUGGAGUUUAAUAGCUUGGUAUCUUUGUGGAUAUGGGAAUUUUAGUAAUUUUUUAAUUGAUGUAUAAAGGUUAACAUGGGUGAUUGUUUAUAAUUUGUCUUUUUGUGUGUCCAUUUCGUAGUAAAAUACAUGUUGUUGA